Messenger RNA from Capronia coronata CBS 617.96, 1632 nucleotides. RefSeq lists its product as uncharacterized. Gene Ontology annotation, molecular function: NADP binding; flavin adenine dinucleotide binding; N,N-dimethylaniline monooxygenase activity. Lineage: Eukaryota; Fungi; Ascomycota; Eurotiomycetes; Chaetothyriales; Herpotrichiellaceae. The transcript has 3 exons. The coding region runs from base 1 to 1632 and encodes 543 amino acids. The record is from RefSeq and is a predicted model, not a curated record.
AUGGGGUCUCAACAGAUCGAAGAGAUUGACGUAUUACUCGUUGGCGCAGGGUUUGCCUCUUUUACUUUAUUGAACCGUCUCCGCAAACUGGGCUUCUCCGUUCGUAUCUUCGAGAAGGGAUCUUCCAGCGGCGGCAUCUGGUAUUGGAAUUGCUAUCCCGGUGCGCGCGUCGACACUGACUCCCCCAUCUAUCAACUCUUCGACAAAGAACUGUGGGAAGACUUCACAUUCAAGGAACGCUAUCCCGGCUGGCAAGAACUGCGUCGCUAUUUCGAUCAUGUCGAAAAGAAGUGGCAUAUCAGGGACUAUACCUCGUUCAACAAGCACGUCGACAGUGCAGUCUUCGAUGAGCAGCGCCAGCAAUGGCUGGUUGAAUGCGCCGAUGGAACAGAGAUCUACGCCAACUGGUUUCUCCCUUGCAUCGGCUUCGCGAGCAGACGGUAUACACCGCCAUUUCCCGGUCUAGGAAACUUCAAGGGGGACAUCUACCACACCGCGGUCUGGCCGCAACACGGGGUGAAUCUGAAAGGCAAACGUGUCGCCGAGGUCGGCACAGGCGCCUCAGGGAUCCAGGUCAUCCAAGAGAUCGGGGACAAGGUGAAAGAAUUGACCGUCUACCUCCGCACGCCGAACAUGUGUCUGCCUAUGAACCAACGCCUGUUAGAUCCCAAGGAGGAGGAAGAGAAGAAGAAGAACGGCACUUACGAAAGGGAAAUCGAAAAGACUCGUCACACGUUCGCCGGUUUCACCUAUGACUUUGUGCAAAGAAACACUUUUGACGACACACCGGAAGAACGAGAGAAGCUCUAUCACAAGCUGAUGGUUGAGGAAGGAGGAUUCAUGUUCUGGCUGGCCACAUACAAGGACAUGUUGUUCGACCUCAAAGCCAACGAGGAAGCCUACAAGUUCUGGCGGAAACAAGUGUUGAAACGGCUCAAGGAUCCCAAGAAACAAGAACUCUUGGCUCCCGAAACUCCUCCCCAUCCAUGGGGCACGAAGCGGCCUUCGCUGGAACAGAGAUUCUACGAAGUGGUAGACCAGCCACACGUGAAGAUCAUCGACGUGAACAAGUCUCCCAUCGAGGAAGUCACGGCGACCGGUCUCCGGACUAAAGACGGCCAUGUCGAAGUGGACGUCAUCAUCUUGGCCACUGGAUUUGACUCCGUGACGGGUUCUCUCGCGCAGCUCAACAUCCAAGGUACCGACGGCGGCACCAUCGCAGACCACUGGAAAGAUGGCACAAGGACAGCCAUGGGGAUCGCCAUGCCGAAUUUCCCCAACAUGUUCUUCCUGUAUGGACCGCAGGCGCCCACCGCGUUCAGCUCCGGGCCGAGCUGCACCCAGUUCCAGGCCGAAUGGGUCGAAAAGACGUUCAAGAUGAUCAAGGAAAAAGGUAUCACGCGACUCGAGGCCACGCAGGAAAGCGAAGACGAUUGGUGCAAGAGACUGCGAGCGGAAUGGGACGCCUCGCUGUUCCCGCUAGCAAAGAGCUGGUAUCAAGGUGCCAAUAUCCCGGGCCGGAAGGUCGAGCCUUUGAACUGGUCUGGUGGCAUGGUCAAGUAUGUGGAGACUCUUAAUCGCAGUCUCGAGAAUGACAUGCAAGGCUGGACAUAUGCUACUGCCGAUGCAUGA